Nakaseomyces glabratus is the source of this 810-nucleotide messenger RNA. RefSeq lists its product as uncharacterized. The record is from RefSeq and is a predicted model, not a curated record. NCBI's taxonomy places the organism in Eukaryota, Fungi, Ascomycota, Saccharomycetes, Saccharomycetales, Saccharomycetaceae.
AUGAGUUGUGUGAAGAGGUCUUUUUGUAACGGAUUGCAAAGAGCAGUCCAAAUAAGACGACUAACAGGGUUGGCUAACUCAGAUCUCACACCAUUUCUGGCAGAGCAGAAGCAAGGUAGUGGUAGUGGACCGUUUGUUGAAAUACCGUCAAUUGAGAAAGUGCCUAGAUCCAAUGUUUUAUUCAAACUGCCCAGGAACACCAAUCUACACGGUGAGCUAAACUCGGUUGCAGUGCUAGACAUAGCUGAAUCGCCAGACUUGGCGCAAGGUCAAGACAAGGCGAAAUUGAAGGUCAUUGACCAAAACUGCAAGAGCAUAUCAAAGAUAUUCUCAAACACCAAUGCGAUGAAUCUGCUUGUCAACACCACUGUGCCAACUACAAACAUACGAUUCUUCAAGAUUGAGGACUACAAGAAUGGCAUACAAGUAAACGUCAAGUCUAAUCCUAGCAUUCUAUGUUACACAGGUGAGAUUCGAAGAUCGCCAGUGCGUGAGCAAGGCAAGUUGAGAUUGAGCAAUAUUGUGGGCCACGGAUUGCUCGGGAUCCGCAGCAGUGCGGGACCGAUUACGCAAAUUGCACUAGCUGCAGGCGAAGAUGUCACAAUCGGCACGAAUUCUCUCAUUACAUUGGAAAGCACAUGCCAAGUUGUGCCUGAAACUCAACUCGAACCCGCGGUCACCAGCAUGAGAAAUAUCUAUCAAAGCAUUUCCGUUGCUAUUAAAAGAAGUUACAGAAAGUACAGCAACAGAUGGACCGAGGACAAAAUAACCAUUCGAGGACCAGGAAACUUGCUCAUCCAACUGAAAUAG